Geodia barretti is the source of this 4467-nucleotide messenger RNA. NCBI's taxonomy places the organism in Eukaryota, Metazoa, Porifera, Demospongiae, Tetractinellida, Geodiidae. The record is from the annotation of a GenBank genome assembly.
GGGACUUUUCGUGGGGCGGUGUCUUCCCUCCUCAUCUCCUGUUUUCCCUGCAGCGGAUAAAUUUUCACUUUCGCCAUCCUUUUGAGAGCGGUCUACAAAAGAAGGCGAUUCGGCAUCGAUCUUGAACCUUUACUGCAGCCACGUUGGGCCGGAAACGUCUCUCUUUACAGUAAAGCGCGCAGGGAAAGUGACUCACAGUGUGUGGAUAUCCCUGUGGUCAUAUUGGGGCUUGUUGGUGCUACUGAUAGGUCGGGUGGCAGGCGUCCAGCAGCGUGACAGAGUUUACGGAGCUCCCCACGUGCGUCGCAGUGAAAGACAGAAGAAGACGUGGUUGACUUGUAACAAUGGCAACUGGAGGAGGGACGGGAGGGGCGCAGGUGUGCCCUCUGUGUAACGUCGUUGUGGAAGGCGGGGACCAGCUUCAGCUGCACUACCUCACGAGCUGUGCUGGGUAUGACCUGGGUGGUGCGGGAGUGGGUGGGGACAGCAGGGGAAAGUCCCCCAAGCCCUCGCCGCCCCCGACAACGGUGGUGGCGACAGCAUCGGCUGGUGGUGCGACUCCGGGAGGGACAGCCCCUGGUAAUCAGGUCCUCGUUCAGUUCAUGUGGCAGCCACUCACACAGAUGAGCUACCCAAAAGUCACCCUCCUUACUUCCUUAGGGUCAGGGAGUAUAGACCUAACGAUAGAGCCAGAGGGAGGUCACUACUGCAGUGAGUGGGUCGCAGUCUCCAGCGGCACAUACGAAGGCCAGCUUGUGGUCGGAGACAGUUUCAUCAAUCCCGUCAAGGCAUUCUCCGUUGGCCCCGCGGAGGAGCAGAUUGUGGUUCUUGAGUUUGAAGUUUCGUCUGACAAGGGUUUUGAUACUGGUGCUGGAGGUACUGUAUGUAGUGCAUGUGUAUACUUGUGUUGGUACUAUGAUCGUGUGCAAAGAAAGUGCGUAACUGAAAUAAAAGUUAAAAAGUUAGGGACGUACAUACGUACUAAACUUCGCCGUAAUUUGCAUUCAGUGUAGUGUGUGUGUGUGUGUGUGUGUGUGUGUGUGAGUUUUCAUCAGUGCCACGUAAAGGAUUGGCAAUGAGCAGUAUUUGUAUGACCAACGCGUUAGAUGAAUGGAAGACAUGUGCCUUAUUUUCCAAUAUUUGAGGGACUACAUAAACUUCAUCAGGAACACGUUCGCCCUUUGCUGUUGUCUACAUUACUGUAGCCUAUACAUGGCAUCACAUGGUUUUUUCUACAUGGAUUUCUCUUUCUCUUUCUCCAUAGAAGACAUGUACAUGCAGGAGAACCCCAGCUUCAACCUUCCGUACAGCUACGAGGGAGCCGGAGGAAGCUAUCACGACAGGGACUCCCCUUCACAUCGUCCGAGACGAGGAAAGGUGGGCGUGGCGGCCGGAGGAGACACCGUCAGUAACUUUGACCACAGACAUCACUUCAAGAAUGAACCCAGUUACCUCACUACUCCGCCAGUUUAUGCCCACACCCAGACCACGCCCCCUGGGCCUGGUGACCACACCAACUCUCAUCGGCUCACGGAGGAAGGGUUUGACCCUGUCGUUGUCAAGACAAAAUCUGGAACAACUCCUACAGCAUCGUCAGUGGCGGCUCGUGAUGCAGCCUCUAAUUACGGCACCUCGACCACUGCUAGCACCGUAACGAUAGGGGCAGGGGGUGAGCUGGGGGGAAGAAUAUCGGACAAAGGUCACCGAACAUCCCCUGUGGGUGGAGCUACAGUGAUGACAUCAUCGUCAUUGUCGGCAGCUUCAACUGGAGGGUCGGAGUUCGUAUUCGGUAGUGGAGACAGGGUUAAAUCUAGUCCGCACGUCUCGAGAGAGCACGCGAACCUUGAUUGGAUUGGGGAGGGGGAGAAGGGAGGGGGAGGGGCAUUCGUAACCGGACCACCAAUGACAAGGAAGAGGGAGAGAGUGGGAGGAGAGGGGAGGGAGUUUAGCGUGGACUCGCUCCACAACUGCCGGAGCAGCGAGGACGCGGCCGCGAGGGAGUUGGAGGAGGAGAUGAAGGAACUGAGGGCUCAGCUGGAGGUGGUGGUGAAGGAAAACCAGAGUCUGAAACAGGACAAGGAGAGAGUGUCCGCUCAGUGGGAGGGGAAGGUGCGACGUCUCAGGAAGAAACUUGGGGGAAAAUGUCGGAGGAGAAUCUCUGGAGGACGAACGUCUGGCAGACAGACUGGACGAGGCGAGAUCUGAACUAGACGUCAUGUCUGCCGAGAUCACGUCUCUCACAGCCCAGCUCAAGGAGAGAGAGGAAGAAGUGAGGGUGAAGGAGGAUCAGCUGAAAGAGAUGAAGAACAUGAACGCAGCCCUCGAGAAUCAGCUCACGGAGUACAUGGAUGCUCUGGAGCUCCAGAACCAGAGUGUAAAGCGUUCGGUGGAGUCUAGUCAGAGGACCAGUGCUGAGGUGGCAGAGUAUGAACAACAGAUGGCCCAGACGACAGAGUACAUGCGUAAACAGCAGCUGGAGUACCAGGAAGCCCUGCAGUCUCUCCAGAAGAAGGUGGGGAGGGCAGAGGAGACGGAGAAGGAGAACCUAAAGAUCCACCAGCUGAAUCUCAACCUGGCCGGAGAACUGGAAGACUAUCGUCACCAGACCAAGACCCUCAUGGCCGACCUCCGGGCAAAGGAGGAGGAGAUUGCCUCUCUCAGGGAGACCGUUGGGACCAGGGGGCAGCUCAGCAGUGAUAGGACUCAGCUGGAGCUGGAUUCAAUGCAGCAGAAGUGCGACGCCUGGAAAGAGGAGGUGGAGAAACUAAGUCCUCUUCGAGACCAGCUGGCCAGGGCAACUCAGGACAACUCUCAACUGCACCGGGAGGUGGGCAGACUCCGUCAGGACAACUCUAGGCUGGAGGCAGAGUUAGCUAGAGCCUCCGCAGAUAACACUGGACUGGCUAGACAACUAGAGGAGACGGAAUCAGCACAGGAGGUGGGUGGCGAGCGAGGGACAAGAGGUGAGUUGGACCGGAAGGUGAGCGACUACGACCAGCUCAUGGAGAGAGUCACGGAGCUUCAACAGGUCAGAGUUCAACUGGAGAACGAACUCAGCCCACUGCGGGCAGAGCGAGCCAACAUCCUCAGCGAAAACGCAGCUCUACGAGAGGGGUCUAACCCGGACAAGUACCUCCAGCUGAAGACCAACUACAACAAACUGUCGGAGCAGUGUGUUGCUCUUCAGAAGUACCUGACGGACGAGUCGAAAGAGUGCGAACAAAUGAGACAAAGACUGGCGGAAGAGAAGGCCAUAAACGCGAGGAUGGAGGAGGCAAACCAUGAGCUGCAGGUACAGUUGGAAGCUACAACAGACGAACGAAGUCUACAAGCAAUCCGAGAUCGUGUGGAGCGCUACAGGAACGAACGGGACCAGCUGAAAGUGGCGGUGUCCCAAUAUCAGGAGAGAGACCGGGAACAGCAGGAGACAAUCCACAGUAUCCAGAUGGCUCUGGAAGAAGCAACCGCUCAGAACUCCAACCAAGACUCAACCGGUGUCUGGCAAGAUCAGGUAGCUACUCUCACUCUCCACCUCGAAGAAUCCAAUAAGCGGAUGCUCCGUUAUCGCGAGGAGCGCAACACGGCAAGGAUCAUGCACAAGAGUCUCCAGGAGCAGAUCAACACACUACAAGCCACCGUUGAACAGUUGCAGAACAGUCGGUCUUAUGACACGUACACCAGUGGGCAGCUGGAUACAGCUCUUCUAACACGACUCCAACUGACAGACGAAGGCUCCACUGAGCGGCCCACUACAGGAAGUCCACACGAAGAUGCCUAUUCUCCAGAGGAAUAUUCAGAGCAAACCGCACAGCAAGGAGGAGGAGGAGGAGGGGAGGGAAGGGGAGGGAGAAGGUCUAGCAAGCAAUCUUUUACUAGCACAGCUUCGGGAAGCAGUAGUCACAAGCAUGACCGACUGUCUUCUGCCAGUAACAGAAGCUUCAGUCCCAGUGGUGCUACUGCUGAGCUCUACACGGAGGUGACGAUGAAGGAUGGAGUUACACGGAAUCUCGUCAUCGAGAGACCAAGACACAAACUGAGCUACAAGUCGAAGCCAGAGGUGAUAGUAAAGAGGAAGGGAGGAAAAUACGAGACUGGGGUCCUGGCCUAUGUUGGGGUGCUGGAUGGGAAAGAAAUGGCUGGAGUCAUUCUGGAUUUACCAACUGGAAGCAACGACGGUGCAUUCAAGGAUGGGAGAUACUACUUCAGAUGUACUCCAUGCUGUGGGCUCUACUGUCCAAUGGGCAACAUAUAUGUCGAGGCAAACUCAGCCACCAUUUAAAACAACUUCAAAGAAAUGAUAUUAUUAUACAUAUAGAUAGCUGCAAGCCUUUUGUGUUUUUCUAUUGUUUGUCGUGUAUAGCAAUUUAAAAAGCGCUCUUUUAUGAUGUUGUGUACAGUGUUAAAAGUGCUUUUCUUGUUUUCGUUCUUUUGUAACCAAAAAAUGGUGUAUCAAAAAAUGGUGCAAGA